UUUUUACCAUAAUUAUUCGUUUGAUGAUGAUGAUCAAAAAAUCAAUUUGACCUUCACAGUCAGUAUAAUAUUUGGUACAAUCCAUCACCAUCAUCGUAAUCAACAAGAAAAUUUUCGUUUUUUUUUUUUUGGCAACAGAAAAAAAUCAUCAUCAUCAUUGAAACAAACAUCAAAUCGAAUCAAUUUUUUUUUCAGUAUGUGCCCAUUAUUCAUCCACAUUUGAAUGUCAAAUGUUUAUCGAUCGUCGAUUAUUAUGAGUUAUAAAUAAAAAAAAAAUUUAUGCUGAAUUGUUUUGUACACACACACACACAUCUCCACUGACGUCAAAGUACAUCCUCGUCAUCAUCAUCAAAUCCAUGACCAAAUUGGUUAUUUGUUUUCGACAAAAAAAUAAAUAAAUUCUAAAAUUGUUCAAAUAGAUGGAUCGAUUAUUUUUAUAGAUCGAUAGAUAGAUAGAUAGUUAGAUUCAUCAAAUAAAAUUACAAAUCUCGAUGAUUAAAUCGUCUAUAAUUGCUAGAAAUAAAAUCAUGCCAAAGAAGAAAAUUAAAUUGAGUAAAUUACGUGAUUAUACGUUGAAAACAAAUGAUCGUCAUCAUGUACCAUUACCAACGGGAAAAUAUCAGAAAAUUGGUUGCCGUGAUCUGAUGAUAGGAUUAUCACGAAAAAGUGGAAUACUCACACGUUUAUAUUAUCCGGCUAAAACUGAUCCUGGAAAACAAUAUGAAAUGAAUCCAUUUUUGUGGCCAAAUUGGUUACCGCAUGAAUUUUAUACACAAGGUUAUGCUGAUGUGGCCAAUAUACGGUCAAAAUUUAUGUUUUCAAUGGCCAAUAAAACACGAAAAAAGAAUGUUUUCAUACCUGCCGUACCAAAUGCACGGCCACAUCAAUUGCCUGUUGGUCAAAAAUAUCCGAUUGUAAUAUUUUCACAUGGUCUUGGUUCAUGUCGUACCACUUAUUCAGCAAUCUGUUGUGAGCUGGCUUCACAAGGAUUUGUUGUCGCCGCCUUAGAACAUCGUGAUAAUUCGGCAUGUUUAACAUUCUAUCCAAAACGUCCAACGUAUUCAUUUAAAAAUUCGAAUCCAGAUUUUUUCAAUCAAAUCGGUGAUCAAGUUGAUGCCGAUGAUGAAGUUGAUUUUGGUGAUGAAAUCGAUGAUCCAAAUUAUAUACCACCAAAAGCAUUAACGGCAUUGACACAUAUACCACAUCUAGAAUUGGCUUGGAUUCGUUUCCGUUAUGUAAGCGUAUUUCGUGCCGACGAUGAUGUAUUGGCGUUUCGAAAAAAACAAAUUCAACAACGUGUUCGUGAAUGUACACGUGCUUUAGAUCUAAUGGAAGCAUUAAAUGCUGGCUAUGAAAUUGAUAAUCUUCUUGAUCCAGGAUAUAAUUAUCGUGAAUUUGAAAAUAUGCUUGAUAUGGAUCGUGUAUCAUUAAUGGGUCAUUCAUUUGGUGGCGCAACAGUAUUGAUGGCCGGUGCAUCUGAAUUACGUUUCAAAACUAUUAUUGCGCUUGAUCCAUGGAUGUUUCCAAUUAAAGAUGAAACAUUAGAUCUAAUACCGCAACCAGUAUCGAUGAUAUUUUCGGAAAAUCUUUCAAAAAUACCAAAUACAAAAUCAAUUGAUGAAUGGCUUCGAUCAGAUGUUAAUAAUGAUUAUGGUGAUGAUCGUAAUGCCAUCAUUAUAAAUGGUAGUAAUCACCUGCAACAAAGCGAUAUACCAUAUGUAUUCAGUGCCUUUAAUCGAAUAUUCAAUACAUUCAGUUGGCGUAAUCGUAUCAAUCCGAUCAUGGUGCAUGAUUUAACAACAAAUUUAUCCAUACAAUUUAUCGGCAAACAUUUAGAUAUUCCUAUCGAUGAACGUAUCAAUCAAUAUGUGGAUGAACAACGAAAACAUUUACGGCCAUUGAUUAAAAAAAAGACUAUAUAAAAUCGAAUCCAAUUCCAGCCGCUGCCGCUACUAUUCAAUCAAUCAAUCAAUCAAUCGAUCCUUGAUUAGACACAAUCAUUGUAUAUUUUUU
Messenger RNA from Dermatophagoides farinae (American house dust mite), 2013 nucleotides. Its product is annotated as platelet-activating factor acetylhydrolase. Gene Ontology annotation, molecular function: 1-alkyl-2-acetylglycerophosphocholine esterase activity. NCBI's taxonomy places the organism in Eukaryota, Metazoa, Arthropoda, Arachnida, Sarcoptiformes, Pyroglyphidae. The record is from RefSeq and is a predicted model, not a curated record.